Messenger RNA from Lactuca virosa, 342 nucleotides. The record is from the annotation of a GenBank genome assembly. Lineage: Eukaryota; Viridiplantae; Streptophyta; Magnoliopsida; Asterales; Asteraceae.
AUGCCGAUGAAACAAGUGAUCAAACCGGAUGAGUUCUUGAGGAAAAAUGAGAAACAAGAUUUGGAGAAUGGAAAGGAGUUUGAGGUGAAAUUGUGGGGGCCAAGAUUAGAGAUGCAUAAGAAGCCGAUGAUGUUGAAGAUGUGGCAUAUGAACAGCACCAGCAACUACGUCCUCAAAACCAACUGGAACCACUUUGUGAUGGCGAAUGAAAAGGAUUUGGAGAUAAACAAAAAGAUUCAGGUUUGGUCGUUUCGAAGAGAUGAGAAGUUGUGCUUUGCAAUUGCAUGUUUGGAGAGAGAUGUUGACGGACAAAACGACGCCGCUGCAGCACCCAUCAUUUAG